AUGGCGACUUGUGUGACCAUGGGACAGUUUAGGGCCACAGACUCUAAUUUAGGAAUUCAAAAGAAAACCCACAAAGAAAGUAAGGGGGGAGGAAAGAAGAUUGUUUUUGACUCUGCAAAGAAAUCCAGAAAUCCUAAUGAAGCCAAAUCAGUCAAAGAUUUUAGUGAGAAAGUGUAUUCACCCUCCCAUGGAACAACUAAUGGUUGUAAAACCAGACACAGAAUUCCGUCUCUGAGGUACAUAAGAUCAGACGAAGUUUCCAAGGAUUGUGAGCGGUUGUCUAUUCUUAAUGGAACUACAUCAGAUAUCAGUGUAAACCGGAAAAUUACUACACCACGAAGGUUGCAGGAUCAUUUAUCUCUAUCUCAAGAAGUGCUGUGUGGUACCUCCGCAAAUUGUUCACCAAGAAUCAUUGGAGAAGUUUCAUCUUUAUCUGAGAGUACUCUUGAGUUAAUAAGUGAUAAAUCUUUACUGUGUAAUUGUAAAGAAAUCCAACCUAUAAAAGAACCUUCGAGUUCAGAAAAGGAAAGCAUCAGAAAAGUGCCAAUGCUUUCAACGAUAGAUCUAUGUCAAAAAUUUGACUUUGAGGAUUCACCAUCCUCUGCAGAAAGUACUUCUGCAACCAAACAGAAACCAGACAUUGUGAAUUAUUCUAGAUAUGGUUUAUGUUUUUCCCAUCCUAACAGAAAGGAUGUGGAACCUAAAAAGCUGUGUGUAAAACCAGUAUUAGGAUUAUUUUGCCGCAAGAUGAUGUCUGUGACUAUGAGUUUGAAUGAAAGACAUCAAACAAUGCCAAAUAUCUGCAUUCCUGAAAUGAGGGAUAAAUUAAAUUUUGUUUGUAAAGUGAGAGAAACUUUAGAGUGGAUGAAUUUACAAAGUAGUUGUGGCAUCUGUAAAUUAGAUGAAAAUCAAGUUGAGAAUGACAGCAGAUAA
Molecule: messenger RNA, 933 nt
Organism: Lottia gigantea (owl limpet)
Lineage: Eukaryota; Metazoa; Mollusca; Gastropoda; Lottiidae
Exons: 2
Coding region: 1-933 (310 amino acids)
Source: RefSeq, a predicted model, not a curated record